Molecule: messenger RNA, 1560 nt
Organism: Miscanthus lutarioriparius
Lineage: Eukaryota; Viridiplantae; Streptophyta; Magnoliopsida; Poales; Poaceae
Source: the annotation of a GenBank genome assembly
AUGUCGAUGCUGGACGCCUUCUUCAGCAAGGGCGGCGGCGGCGGCGGUGGCUUCCGCGGCGCCAAGUGCAAGACGCUGCUGAAGCUGUCGAUCCCGCGGAUAAAGCUGCUGCGGAACCGGCGGGAGCUGCAGCUGCGCCAGAUGCGCCGCGACAUCGCCAAGCUCCUCGAGGCCGGCCAGGAGGCCACCGCUCGGAUCAGGGUGGAGCACAUCAUCCGGGAGGAGAACAUGAUGGCCGCGCAGGAGAUCCUCGAGCUCUUCUGCGAGCUCAUCGCCGUGCGCCUGCCCAUCAUCGAGGCCCAAAAGGAGUGUCCUAUUGAUCUCAAAGAAGCAAUUUCAAGCAUCUGCUUUGCUGCUCCAAGAUGUGCAGAUCUACCUGAACUGAUGCAAGUUCAAAUGAUGUUUGCGACUAAAUAUGGGAAGGAAUUUGUUGCUGCAGCUUCAGAGUUGAUGCCUGAUUGUGGGGUCAAUCGUCAGAUAAUUGAACUACUUUCUAUUCGUCCUCCUCCUGUUGAUGCCAAGUUGAAACUGCUGAAGGAGAUAGCUGAGGAACAUGAAGUUGAUUGGGAUCCAUCAGAUGCAGAGACAGAAUUUCUCAAACCUCAUGAGGAUCUAUUGAAUGGACCGACCUACUUCAAUGGCUCCAUGCUACCUCUUCCCAAGGAGAAACAUGAGGAAACAGUAGCUGCAAGUGCUGCUGAGCAGCCUGAUGAAGACUACGAGUCAGAUACCGGUCUUGAUUCACUGGAUUUGCCUGAAGUCCCAAAAGCUGCAAUUCGUCCACCUUCUGAUGCACCGUUGACCCCAGAUAUCGGUCCACAUGUUCAGGGCUCUCAGUCACUUCCUCAUGAGUUCUCAGAUCCUACUGACUUGAAGGAGAAUCCAACAGCUGGUGGUGCUUUUAAUGUUAUUCAGAUGAAAAGCUUGGAACAUCUUGUUUCUGCACCAUCUUCUCAGUCAGACAUACCAGAUUUUCCAAAUGAAAAGAAGCAAUUUAUUCCUUUUGCAUCUCCACCGCCAGUUUUUGCUCCUUCUUCAGUGGAAAAAACCGAGACAGUUCCCUCACCUUCUCUGUCUCCUCCAGUGAAGCCAACAGAGCCAGAACCAGAGAUCUACACAAAGAAAAUUGAUGAAGUGACCACACCUCCAGUACCUCCCACGGAAUAUAUGUUCACAAAACAGUCAGAGCAAACACAGACAAACUCUCCUCCUGAGAGAGGGGCAAAUAUUGACUUGGAUGACGUUUUAUCUGCUGCUCAGACAGCUGCUGAAUCAGCUGAGCGAGCUGCAUCAGCAGCCCGUGCUGCUGCAAACCUUGCUCAACUGCGCAUUGCAGAUCUAAAGAAGAAUUCCAAUGUCUAUAACAAGUACAGCGAUAGUGCCCAAAAGGAAAGACAUCAUCAGACUGAGGGGACACAGAAACCAGUAUUUGAUCACCAGGACUCCUUUACCAAUGAUACACAGGACUAUGUGCCAUCUCGUGUGCCUCAGAGGUCACCAUCUUUGGAGGACGAUCCAUAUUUCUCCUAUCCCAACUUGUUCUCAGCGCCAAAACCCUGA